ACAUAUUUUCCAACUGCGUGGCCACACGUACUUGACUCGGAAUAGAGUGACGCAAACGUGGUGCCAUCAAAGUUCUUUCCUGUAGAAUCUCUGGUGCCAUUCCCUUUAGACUUGAGAGAGUCUGGCGAUAGUCCAUUAGUGUUCAGAAAGAUACGCUAAGCGGCAAGAUUAUUGACCAUUGUUUAUGUUUUUUUCCUAGCAGGAUGGAAAACAGCACCGUUGUCAGAGUGAAAUAUAAAGACCAGAAGAAAUAUGUGUUUUCUCCAACAACAUUUGAAUCAUUUUUGGAAUGUGGUGAGGGUUUAAAACAUAAACUUUAACUUCAUAAACACCUGUAAUGUCUUGUAAUGUUUAAAUUAUGUGUAAAAUCAUUUGUUUUCUAAAGUUGCCAGGAAAUUUGACCUUCCGACAAUGGACAUUAAAGUCUUUGAUGAGUCAAGGACUGAGGUUGAUCAGGAAGCUUUUGAAUACUUGAUGAAACAGCCAAAUGUUCCAGUCCUGGAAAUUGUUAUCCCAGAGACAACAUCUGAAGAUUCUUUUAACUCAGGCUCCCUUGCUGAUGCUGAGGCUAGUUCCGGGUCUGAUGACACUUUGAUACUGACACGUAGUCCAAGAGCAUUGAGACGAGGAGAGAAAUAUCGUCUUGCCCAAAUGGUUGAAGACAUCUUAAAAGGAAGUCCAGGAGGGGACAAGAUCAUGAAUGAAUAUGCUCGAACAAAGUGUCUGUCAGAUAGCAGAAGGCGUGACCUGGUGAAGAUAUUGGUUGCUCAUAUGACAAAGGAACAUGGAACAAGCCCGCCUCGGCGUGUGAAGGAAGACUACGCACUGGGCAUCAUCUCCCUCUUCCCCUAUUUGGCUGACCCAAGGAGCAAGCUUGGCUAUGAACAUUAUUACAAUGCAGAAGAUGGAAGUGGCUAUUUGGCAUGGAGGAUUAAAACACUGCAGAAAGAAGCAUCAGAGGGACGAGUUAAGCGUCCACGACUACCGCAAGCAGGUGGGCCAUCUGUUGACAGAGAUCCUUGCCAGGAAGGCAAUUGGUUGAGCGAUGAACGCCAGUGUCAGGAAGCGAUUGCUCUGAUGAAGCACACGGCUGAUGAAUCGGUGGUGAAGGAAAAGAUGAGGUUAACCCUUGUCUAUCGCCAGAGGAUUCUGCGUGACACUGACAAGUCAACUGAUAUUCUCGCCAUUUUUCCAAGAUUUAUGGACAUACCAGGCCUGAUUGAGCAGGAUUUUGCACUUCUCUUUGGUGACUCAACCUCUGCAAAGCUGAUGGAGAAAUGGUCCACCAACAUAAAACCAAAAGUCAUUUCACAGAGCCGUGGCCUGACACAGACUGGGGAGCUCCAAGACCUCAUCCAGAAUGCUGUUGCUACUGAAGUUGAAGAAGGUUGGGACAGUGACAUGUCAUCCAUACUGCUGCUGGUCCACCUUCUACCACCCUCCAAUCCAGGGCGCAAAAGGCCAGGAAGGAUUUCAGCUCAGGAAGCCUGUGAUCGUGUGGUGAAAUUCAUCAAGACUGGUGUCAGCAUAGAGGGCCAUUUGGAGGGCAUCACGCAGAGUCUCCAGCCGUAUCUACUUGCAGUUGGACCAAAGAAAAGUAGGAUCCAGUCUUACUUCAUUGUUGUUGACAAACAGGCCUUGCCAUGCAAGUCUUCCAAUUCACUGGCUGCAUUCGAUGAGCUUUUUAAAGCUCAUUAUGUUUUCGGUACCACUUACUGCCAUGACCUUACAAAUGUGUACACUUUCUUGCAAACAGCCAUCUAUGACAUAGAUGUUGAAAUCACUAAAGUCAAUCCAAGAGUGGCUGAGCUCAGAGCACGAAUGCUGCAGUAGACAAGAAUGAUCUGUUUCAUUUGUCAGAAGAGUCAAGCUAAUGCUAAUGGCCUUAUACGGCACUUCAAACUUGUUCAUGGUCUUUGUUCGGGCAGAAGCCUGAAGUUAAAAUGUGGCCAAAGAGGCUGUUCCCAUGUAUAUCAUAGUUU
Messenger RNA from Centropristis striata (black sea bass), 1982 nucleotides. RefSeq lists its product as uncharacterized. The record is from RefSeq and is a predicted model, not a curated record. Bases 412 to 1833 code for a protein of 473 amino acids. Lineage: Eukaryota; Metazoa; Chordata; Actinopteri; Perciformes; Serranidae. The transcript has 9 exons.